AUGCCUCAGCACGCCGCCACCGAGCUCCCAGCCACUACACCAGAUGGGAACUAUGGAGGAGCUCCAGGAGGACCAGCAUUCCCUGGACAAGCUCAGGAUCCUUUGUAUGGUUAUUUUGCUGCAGUGGCAGGGCAGGAUGGACAAAUAGAUGCUGAUGAGCUACAGAGAUGUCUCACCCAGUCAGGGAUUGCAGGAGCGUAUAAACCUUUCAACUUAGAGACUUGCAGACUCAUGAUCUCAAUGCUGGAUAGGGAUAUGUCUGGCACACUGGGAUUUAAUGAGUUUAAAGAACUCUGGGCUGUGGUCAAUGGCUGGAAGCAACACUUCUUAAGUUUUGACAACGAUAGAAGUGGUACAGUGGAUCGUCAAGAACUGGAGAAAGCCUUGGUGAAUAUGGGAUUUAGACUGAGCCCACAGGCAGUGACUGCAAUCACAAGGCGAUACAGCACUCGUGGAAAGAUUACAUUUGAUGAUUACAUUGCCUGCUGUGUGAAACUCAGAGCUCUCACUGAAUGUUUUAGAAGAAGGGAUACAUCUCAGCAGGGUUUUGUGAACUUCCAGUAUGAUGAUUUCAUACAGUGUGUUAUGAGCGUCUAAAUCAAAAGGAAGCAAGCCGUGGAUGACCACGAUUAACAUUCCAGUUUGUGUUUUGCUUUGCCAAAUCUUCCAAUGAUGGUGUAUCUCAGUAUUGGAAAUGGCAUAUUUUAUGAAGGUAUCGCUUUACACACUUGCAUUUUUUUAGUUUUGACAAUGACUAUAAACUACUCAUGUACUGUCGUCUUUAACUUUCAACCUGUGACUAUUAAAGAUGUUUUUAUUUUCAUAAACUUG
Aptenodytes forsteri (emperor penguin) is the source of this 831-nucleotide messenger RNA. RefSeq names its product sorcin (gene SRI). The coding region runs from base 1 to 597 and encodes 198 amino acids. Lineage: Eukaryota; Metazoa; Chordata; Aves; Sphenisciformes; Spheniscidae. The record is from RefSeq and is a predicted model, not a curated record. The transcript has 8 exons. Gene Ontology annotation, molecular function: calcium ion binding.